CUGGAUGUUGAUGUCCUACGCCUGACACCUUGUUGCACUCGAAGCUGAGCGAGCUCUGGAGGAGUGCAGAGGAAUUUACGUGUUUGCUGCGGUAACCUCAUCAGCCUGCCAAGAUGGCGAUGCAAGCGGCCAAGAGAGGGAACAUUCGACUUCCACCUGAAGUAAAUCGAAUUCUGUAUAUAAGAAAUUUGCCCUACAAAAUCACGGCUGAAGAAAUGUCUGAUAUAUUUGGAAAAUAUGGACCUAUUUGUCAAAUCAGAGUGGGGAACACACCUGAAACUAGAGGAAUAGCUUAUGUGGUCUAUGAAGACAUCUUUGAUGCCAAGAAUGCGUGUGAUCACCUGUCAGGAUUCAAUGUUUGCAACAGAUACCUCGUGGUUUUGUACUAUAAUGCCAACAGGGCAUUUCAGAAGAUGGACACAAAGAAGAAGGAAGAACAGUUGAAGCUUCUCAAGGAGAAAUAUGGCAUCAACACAGAUCCACCAAAGUAAACGUUUUCUGCAUUUUCAUUUUGGACUGUUUAAAACCCACGAAUGACCACCACUACCCUUUUUUUUUAACUAAUAGUGAAUGUUGUGAUUUCUUAUUU
Molecule: messenger RNA, 589 nt
Organism: Mesoplodon densirostris (Blainville's beaked whale)
Lineage: Eukaryota; Metazoa; Chordata; Mammalia; Artiodactyla; Ziphiidae
Product: splicing factor 3B subunit 6-like
Exons: 1
Coding region: 114-491 (125 amino acids)
Cellular component (GO): cytoplasm; ribonucleoprotein complex; nucleus
Molecular function (GO): mRNA binding
Source: RefSeq, a predicted model, not a curated record